ACUCAGCGAAGUUUCGGGUGCUCUCCAGGAGUUCCACGGAACCUUCUUUAUCUCACGCCUCCGGUUGAGCAUUAGCUGUUCUUGCCUUCUCUCCAACUUUUCUUGGCUUCUCUCUUCGUCUCCGUCUCCCCAUCGAUCGAUAAGAGCAAUUCCGGAUCUAACGUCUCUAUUCGAAUUGGGGCGAUGUCUACGCCCGCGGAAUUCUAUAAUUCUCUUCCACCAAUAAGCAAGGGAUACGGGACCCUGUGUUUGCUGACCACAGUGGCAUGUCAGUUAGGAAUACUUCCUCCUGCAAGUAUUGCACUAUACUAUCCGUUUGUACUUUCACAUUUUCAGGUGUGGAGGUUGCUCACAAACUUUUUCUUUCUUGGUAAAUUUUCAAUCAACUUUGGAAUUCGUCUUCUCAUGAUAGCAAGAUAUGGAGUACAGUUGGAGAGAGGUCCUUUCGACAAGCGUACUGCAGACUUUUUAUGGAUGAUGAUGUUUGGAGCAUUCUCAUUGUUGGCUUUGUCUGCCAUCCCUCCUCUAUGGUCCCCUUUCUUAGGGAUUUCACUGGUCUUUAUGCUUCUCUAUGUUUGGAGCAGAGAGUUUCCAGAUGCCCAGAUCAACAUUUAUGGCCUUGUUACACUAAAAGCAUUUUAUCUACCAUGGGCAAUGCUUGCACUGGAUGUUAUCUUUGGUUCGCCGCUUAUGCCUGACCUACUGGGAAUUAUCGCUGGGCAUCUAUACUACUUCCUAACGGUGUUGCAUCCUCUUGCUGGUGGGAAAAAUAUUCUGAAGACUCCAAAUUGGGUACACAGAUUAGUUGCUCGGUGGGCAAUACGAUCGCAAGCCUAUUCCUCCGCGAGGCCUAAUGAUACGACUGCUGGUGUGGCCUUCCGGGGGCGAAGCUAUAGGUUAAAUAGAUGACUGGAUCAUCCUAGCUGCGCAGCUAGUUGUGUUCUGCUUGAUGUAACUUGUUCUUGAAGGUCCUUUUAGGUUCAAGUUAGAAGUAAGAGAAAAAAGAUUGUUAUGUAGUUCAGUGAGCAAUUUGAAAAUCCUUGUUUCAACUCAUGCUAAUUGUGAAUUGAGGAAGAAGUGUCAUUUUCCGGAAAUGUUAUCGAUCGAGAUAUAUUUAUGGUUACUGAUCAGUGUCCGAGUCGAUUAAUACGAUCUUAGUGGCAUCUGCAUAUUUAUUUUGCA
Molecule: messenger RNA, 1182 nt
Organism: Phoenix dactylifera (date palm)
Lineage: Eukaryota; Viridiplantae; Streptophyta; Magnoliopsida; Arecales; Arecaceae
Gene: DER1
Product: DERLIN-1
Source: RefSeq, a predicted model, not a curated record